Messenger RNA from Corythoichthys intestinalis (scribbled pipefish), 2723 nucleotides. RefSeq names its product N-alpha-acetyltransferase 35, NatC auxiliary subunit (gene naa35). The coding region runs from base 292 to 2466 and encodes 724 amino acids. NCBI's taxonomy places the organism in Eukaryota, Metazoa, Chordata, Actinopteri, Syngnathiformes, Syngnathidae. The record is from RefSeq and is a predicted model, not a curated record. The transcript has 23 exons. Gene Ontology annotation, biological process: N-terminal peptidyl-methionine acetylation. Gene Ontology annotation, cellular component: NatC complex.
CGCGAGACUACAACUCUUACUGCGAUUUUACGUGAUCAGACGCCUUUCAUACAGCCAGUGCGCCAUGGUCGUCACCAAAUACAACACUGAUGGGAUUAUAUUCAGCAUUAGGAAGUGAAUUAGGGCGUGAAGUGUCUCGCAACGGUGAAUAUUUUUCAACGGGACGCCAAAACUACAAGUACCAGCGUUGGCUGAUGACGUCAUAUCUGCGCGCCUGUGUUGCGGUUCCCGUGAAAUCUUUCCCCGUUCAGCUAAAGCUACAUGGCUAUUACCAAAACAUAAGUUUUUACCAUGGUGAUGAAGUCAUCGGUGGAGGAGGACGAUGCCGGCUGGGGCCUGGGCAUCCCUGAAAAGAUGAAAAACAAUGCCAACUGGGUGGAUAUCACCCAUGAUUUCAAGAGUUCUUGUAAAGAAUUAAACCUAGGAGAGUUGCUUCACGACAAGCUGUUCGGCUUGUUUGAGGCCAUGUCGGCCAUCGAGAUGAUGGAUCCCAAAAUGGACGCCGGGAUGAUUGGGAACCAAGUCAACAGGAAAGUGCUCAACUUUGAGCAAGCCAUCAAGGAAGACGCCAUCAAGGUAAAAGAUCUGAGCCUUCCUGAACUCAUCGGAAUCAUGGAUACGUGCUUCUGCUGUUUGAUCACAUGGCUAGAGGGCCACUCCCUUGCUCAGACGGUGUUCACCUGCCUUUACAUCCACAACCCCGACCUGAUCGAGGAGCCCGCCCUCAAGGCCUUCGCCCUGGGCAUCCUGAAAAUUUGUGACAUCGCUCGGGAGAAAGUUAACAAGGCGGCAGUAUUUGAGGAGGAGGACUUCCAGGCGAUGACUUAUGGUUUCAGGAUGGCCACCAAUGUCACAGACCUGCGCGUGACAGGCAUGCUGAAAGAUGUGGAGGAUGAGUUACAGAGGAAAGUCAAGAGCACACGGAGUCGUCAGGGCGAGCAGCGAGAUCCAGGAGUAGCUUUGGAGCAUCAGCAAUACUUGGCGUUGUUCAACCGCAUCAAGUUCACGCGCCUUCUCUUGUCGGCACUGAUCGCCUUCACCAAGAAAGAAACCAGCUCAGUGGGGGAGGCCCAGAAGCUUGUUGCCCAGGCAGCUGACCUCCUGUCAGCCAUUCAUUUGAGUGUGCAGCAUGGCAUCCAGUCGCAAAACGACACCACCAAAGGAGAUCACCCUAUCAUGAUGGGCUUCGAGCCACUGGUCAACCAGCGCUUGCUGCCGCCUACCUUCCCUCGGUAUGCCAAGAUCAUCAAGAGGGAGGACAUGGUGGCCUACUUCAGCAAGCUCAUCGAGCGCAUCAAGACCGUCUGUGACGUUAUUAACACCACCAACUUGCAUGGCAUUCUGGACUUCUUUUGCGAGUUCAGCGAGCAGUCGCCUUGCGUGCUCUCCAGAUCGCUACUUCAGACGACGUUCUUGAUUGACAACAAGAAAGUGUUUGGCACGCAUCUGAUGCAGGACAUGAUCAAAGACGCCCUCAGAUAUUUUGUCAGUCCGCCUGUUCUCUCAUACAAGUGCUGUUUAUUCAACAACCACCAAGCCAAAGACUACAUCGACUCUUUUGUUACACACUGUUCAAGGCCAUUCUGUAGCCUGAUCCAGAUCCAUGGACACAACCGAGCUCGGCAGCGAGACAAGCUGGGUCACAUUCUGGAAGAGUUUGCAACCUUGCAGGAUGAGGCGGAGAAAGUCGAUGCGGCCCUGCACAGCCUCCUGAGCAAAUACGAGCCUCAGCGACAGCACCUGGCCUGCCUGGGAACGUGGAUCCUCUACCACAACCUGAGGAUCAUGAUCCAAUACCUUCUCAGUGGCUUUGAAUUAGAGUUGUACAGCAUGCACGAGUACUACUACGUCUACUGGUAUCUGUCAGAGUUCCUCUACGCGUGGCUGAUGUCCACGCUGAGCAGAGCGGACGCAUCGCAAAUGGCUGAAGAGAGGAUCCUUGAGGAGCAGGUGAAAGGACGCAGCAGCAAAAAGAGCAAGAAGAAAAAGAAAGUUCGUCCUCUGAGCAAGGAGAUCAACAUGAGUCAAGCCUACCAGAACAUGUGUGCCGGCAUGUACAAGACAAUGGUGGCGCUGGACAUGGACGGCAAGGUGCGCAAGCCUCAAUUCGAACUGGACAGCGAGCAGGUUCGCUACGAGCACCGCUUCGCGCCCUUCAACAGUGUCGUCACCCCUCCGCCUGUACACUACAUACAGUUCAAGGAAAUGUCUGACCUAAAGAAGUACAAUCCUGCUCCGGGCUCAGCCGACCUCUACCUGGCAGCGAGUAAACACUUCCAGCAGGCCAAGUUCAUCCUGGAAAACAUGCCUAGCCCCGAUCCUGAGGUGAAUGGAAUCCUGAGAGUGGCCAAACCCAACUUUGUGGUGACCAAACUCUUGGCUGGAGGACACAAGAAGGAGACCAUGGUGUUGCCAGAGUUUGACUUCACAGCUCAUAAGUACUUUCCCGUGGUCAAGAUCAUGUGACACGAAAGAGCCAAUCGCCUGCUGUGCUUCUUGUCCUCCUUGUCUCAACUGUGUUUAUGAAUGUGUGAGAUGCAACUGUACAGUGGGGCAAAUAAGUACUUAGUCAACCACUUGAAAAUAUUAGAGGCCUGUAAUUGUCAACAUGGGUAAACCUCAACCACGAGACGGAAUGUGGGGAAAAAAAACAGAAAAUCACAUUGUUUGAUUUUUAAAGUAUUUAUUUGCAAAUCAUGGUGGAAAAUAAGUAUUUCGUCUAU